AUGUCUAGUCCAGGAUAUGCUCAGUCAAACGGACAAGCAGAAAGAAUGCUUCAGACAAUCAAGAGAAUGCUUACGAAGGAACAAACUGUUCAGGUGAAGCCUUUAGGCCACUCUGUUGGUGUGAGUGUUGGUACAGGUAUUGGAGCGCCGUGUCUCACUUCAACACCAAUUAAAAGGCCACGCAUGGAAGACACUGUGUUCGAGGAGAGCUCAACAUACACGUCAAACCAGUGUUCAGAUGUCACCUAUGAGCCUGAUGUCACUCAAGAGAGCAUUGAAAAGGUUUGCCAACCACUAUACAAAGCCAGGAAAUACAUGGUGUAUGAAGAGAAUUUGCUACAGCUGUUUCGGAAGUGUCAAGCAUGCUGCCAUACCUGCACAGUUGAGAAAUUUGUAAAUGGGACAUUUGUAUCCAUCACACAGAUCUGUUCACACUGCCUCCAAAAAACAAAGUGGAACAGCCAGCCACACAUCCAGAGUACACCGGCUGGGAAUUUGCAUUUGUCGGCAGCAGUAGCCUUCAGUGGGGCUUCAUACAUACAGAUCCACAAGCUACUGACAGCACUCUGUCUGGAAUGUAUAUGUCCCAGGACGUUUUUUAAUCAUCAGAAGACCUUUCUCCAGCCAACAAUUUUAUCGCACUGGAGGACUGAACAAAACACAAUGCUGGAGAUGGCAAGGCAUUAUGGAAAGGCCGUUGUCUUGGGUGGUGACAUGAGAGCUGAUUCCCCAGUAUAA
Carassius gibelio (silver crucian carp) is the source of this 738-nucleotide messenger RNA. RefSeq lists its product as uncharacterized. Bases 1 to 738 code for a protein of 245 amino acids. NCBI's taxonomy places the organism in Eukaryota, Metazoa, Chordata, Actinopteri, Cypriniformes, Cyprinidae. The transcript is spliced from 6 exons. The record is from RefSeq and is a predicted model, not a curated record.